GAGCGAUAUAAAAGAGAAAUAAAAGAGAAAGAAGAGAGUGAGGAAAAGAUGUGUGAGGAGAUGAAGAGAGAACGAGAGGAAUGGGAGAAACAGAAACUGGAGGAAAAGACAAGAAGAGAAGAACAGAAGAAAAGGACAGAGAGAGAAAAACAGAUUAGUGAUGAACAGAUUCAGAGACUGAAGAGUGAAAUGGAGGGAAUAAUCAGAGAGAAAGAGAGAAUAGAAAGACAGAGACAAGAAGAACUAGAGGAUUUAGAGAAGAGACUGAAAGAAGAAAGAAACACGAGAGAAGAUCAACAAAAGACUUCUGAAGAAACACUGAAACUCCUUGAAGAACAGCAUGAAGAAGAACUGAAGAGAAAACGAGUGGAGUGGAGAGAGGAAUAUGAACGAGAGAAAGAGGAGAUGAAGAAGAAGAUCUGCUCUGAAACUGAUCAGGGAGAAAACAAAGACAUCAUCACUGCAGAAGUCAGAGCAGAAAGAAUACAGCAUCUAUUACACAAACUUCAUCUUGAAGACAGGCACCUCAACAAACUGAGAGCUGCAGAUGUUCUUCAGAUAACUGAACAUUCAUUAGUCUCAUGAGUCUUGUGCUGAAGAAGAGCUGAUUCACACUUUCAUACAAAAACUACUGAUGAUGGACUACAGAGCAAGAUGCAUUAAAACGAAAGAGAAGAAU
Messenger RNA from Ctenopharyngodon idella (grass carp), 679 nucleotides. Its product is annotated as capping protein inhibiting regulator of actin dynamics-like. The coding region runs from base 49 to 585 and encodes 178 amino acids. NCBI's taxonomy places the organism in Eukaryota, Metazoa, Chordata, Actinopteri, Cypriniformes, Xenocyprididae. The record is from RefSeq and is a predicted model, not a curated record. The transcript has 2 exons.